AUGGCUUCUGCUGACUAUGACAGACGGCCUGCCGAUAUUCGAGCCCGACAACGAAAUCGAAAGAAAAAAGCCUGUCAAAGAUGCAGGACGAGGAAGCAACGCUGUGAUGGCAAGGAGCCGACUUGCCACAAUUGUGCAACAUCUGGCAGCGAAUGUAUCCCGGCGAAGAGGGAUGAAUUGGCGCUCUAUCCCGUUGCCUACAUCAACUCAUUGUCGCAGCAUGUCAUGAACCUGGAAUCCAGGCAAGGUCAGCAAAAGAGCCACAGAAACUUAGCUUCAAACACAGGCUUGACAAGUGGGCUGACAUACGAUGUGUACGUAGUACCCCAGGAGAAUUUGGAGGCACCGGCCUCGCAGCCGUCGUUCAGCCCCCCUGCAGACAGGAUCAACAACAUUACGGCCUUUAACGACCCCAGUCUUAUGGAUAUGAAUUUCAUGACUGCUUUCCCUUUCCAGAGUCCCCAGAAUGACAACAAUGACGUUCAAAAUCCAACGUUCCCCGGUGGAUUCGAUCUCUCCCUCAAUCUAACCCCUACCCGGACGUCCCCAGGACGGCGAACUACGUUGUCAAUCCCAUUGACGGAAGCGGCCAGUCACUUCCAGACCUACAUUGACGUCAUACAUCCUCGCUAUCCUGUUCUCACUGUUGAGGAAUACGCUCAAGCUUACCUGGUCUGGAAGGAACGUGGACGUUCUGUCGAUGACUUCCAGAAAUCCUGGCAUCUCUUCGUUGCAACCAUGGUACGAGCAAGGCUGAUGCCUCUGAUUUUGGGUCAAGUUGUUGACAUGAUUUUACAGAUCCUUGGUAUCGGUUCACGCAUUCACCAACCGUACAACAGCCGUGCCAGACGAGCCCAGCAUGAAAUGCUCAUUUCACACAUUGAAUCCUCCGAUGGCGAGAUCUCCGACCCCGAUAUUUCGCCACUGUCUCGUCUACAAGCUAAGCUAUUGAAUUUGAUAUUUGUUCUCCUGGGUGAUAGUACAUCGCGACUCGUCCAUGUCAGCGGGGUUGUCAUGCGUUUCGCCACCCUACACCAGUUUCACCGACUCGAAGUUUCGGACCAGAAGGACGAGCUGGACGCAAAAGUUCGCGCUUGGUCGUGCAUCUACACGUAA
Molecule: messenger RNA, 1116 nt
Organism: Capronia epimyces CBS 606.96
Lineage: Eukaryota; Fungi; Ascomycota; Eurotiomycetes; Chaetothyriales; Herpotrichiellaceae
Exons: 2
Coding region: 1-1116 (371 amino acids)
Biological process (GO): positive regulation of transcription by RNA polymerase II
Molecular function (GO): zinc ion binding; DNA-binding transcription factor activity, RNA polymerase II-specific; sequence-specific DNA binding
Source: RefSeq, a predicted model, not a curated record